CCCUUUCUGAUGGAGAAGACAACUUAUUUGGUGGCCCUCAGCUUGCCUUUGAUUCUCCUUGGAGUCCAGUGUCUCACCACUGCCUAGAAAAAUACCUCCUUCCAGAUACUGAUGUGUCCUCCUUGAAUGCCUUCCUUGCAGGGCAGUGGGAGAAAGUUAAGGACAUAGAGAAAGGAUUCAAAGGAGAAGAAGGGAAGGCAAAGGGAAGCCAAUGGGGAGAGCUUCAAGCCAGUGAUGGAACUAAAGAUGCCAGGAUGGAAGGGGAGAGGAAAACCACAGAGAACAGCAGCCCAAGGGAGUGAGAGGAGAGAAAGAAGGAGGGAGAGAGAAGGAAAACCUGAUCUAUUGCUGAGAAAAGUUUCUCUCCUUAAGUCCUGUAGGUCAAGAAGACAGACAUGGCACAGACCACGGAAAGGAGGCAGUGGACACCCAGUGCCUGAUCUGGGGAAAAGGGAAUCCAGCCCAAUGGGCAUUCAAGCUCCAGCCCUGAUGACCUCUGCCCUGGUGUAUUUCAUCCAGCUUCCUUGGGCAAGAUGUGAGGAGAACUGUGUCAGUCCUGAACAUUGCCUGACCACGGAUUGGGUACAUCUCUGGUACAUAUGGUUGCUGGUGGUCGUGGGCGCAUUGCUUCUGCUGUGUGGCCUGACUUCUGUGUGCUUCCGCUGCUGUCUCAGUCGUCAGCAAAAUGAAGAGGAGGGCCGACCCCCCUAUGAAGUGACCGUCAUCGCUUUUGACCAUGACAGCACUCUGCAAAGCACCAUCACUUCCCUGCAGUCAGCGUUUGGUCCUGCAGCUCGAAGAAUCCUAGCAGUGGCUCACUCCCCCGGCUCCCUCAGCCAGCUGUCCACCUCCUUGGACACCCUCCCAGGGUAUGAAGAAGCCCUUCACAUGACUCGCUUCACUGUUUCAAGGUGUGGGCAGAAGGCACCUGAUCUACCCCCGGUGCCAGAAGAAAAGCAGCUGCCUCCGGUGCACAAGGAGACCCCAGAACACUCCCCAAACUGAUGGGAACUCUGGUUUUAUAAAUGAGGUGUGGGGGCUCUGUUCAGAAUUGGUUGAGAUUCAUAGACACAUGGACCAGUUUUCCCCCUAACUUUCAGAAAGCUUAGGAUAGCAUCUAAACAUCAUUCUGUGGAAAAGAUGGGUUCCAACUCUGCAACUCUUCAGAUGCAUGUAUUUUCUGAUGUGGGAUGUUCCAGUUGGGAGCUUGUAUUCUUUAUCCAGUGACCAAUAUUUGCAAUUAACCUGUAAUGAUGCUGAUUACUACUGAACAGGAAAACAGCAAAACUAUCUUGGAUUCCUGCAGCUAUUGAGUUUCUUUACCCAGAGCAAACUGCAAGUUGCUUGCUUCUCUACCAGUGAAUAGACUGUAUACAUUUAUGAAGAAAGACAAGAGUGUAGGCAUAGCCAUAGAUAUUCAUGCACUGAAUUUGUGCAUCCUUCCUCUCAAGAGAACACUCACUUUUAUACUGAGUAUGAUGAUCAUUUUGGAUGUCAUACAAUACCUCACUGGAAAUCCAGAAUCCAGAGGUGGGAUUUUAAGAGAACACAGUAGGAGCAUAUCACAGUCUUUCUUUCAUUCUGGUUCUACCCAUCAGCAAGUGUAGGAAACUGCAUAGAAUGCAGUAACAGUUCUAUUCAUUUUUUAGUUCUUCUGCCCCGCAAACACACGCACACAUACAGAUGCACGCGUGCAUAUACCCACGCACACUUUUCUUAACUCUAAAAAACUACCUACCAUUGCUUUGCUUCUUUCCUCUUUCCUACUUUGACCACUUAAAGGCCACGUGUCCCUAGAUAAAUGCUUACUUCUAGUGGUGGCCUUUACUGCCACCUAGCGGAUGCACGGUUGAAAUUCAUUCUUCUAUUGGAGCGUCUCAGCAUCACCUGUCCUGUUCUUGGAGCACUAACUGGAUGGGAUCCUUCCCAGGGCACCAGCCCACUGUUCAGUGCUAAGCUGUCCGCAUAACAUACUACCUCUGAAAUGUACUGUUACUGAAAAAAUUUAGGAAGUUAGGUGUAUUCGGGGGAAAACUACUUGCCAGUGACUUUGAAAAGUCUUUCAAGCACCAUUUUCUCUUCUUAAAAUAGGGGAUAAUGACACCUCCAAAGAGUGUUCUGAUCAAGUAAGCUAUACAUAAGUGAUAAGAUUUGUAAACUGUUAUGCACAUGUAUUUGUUAAUCUUACUAUCAACAACGAAUUUUCUCCUGCCUGCUAUGAUUCCACUGAGACGUGUUCUGAUUUGUCCUUUCGCCAGCCAGCCUAUGAUCAAGACACACCUGAUGUAGCUUUAUUUCAUCAAUAAAUAUUUGUCGAUUGAGGCAAACAACUGGA
Molecule: messenger RNA, 2335 nt
Organism: Phacochoerus africanus (Common warthog)
Lineage: Eukaryota; Metazoa; Chordata; Mammalia; Artiodactyla; Suidae
Gene: TMEM52B
Product: transmembrane protein 52B
Exons: 5
Coding region: 235-1005 (256 amino acids)
Source: RefSeq, a predicted model, not a curated record